GAGAGGUUACUGUGGGGCACUAGGACCAUGAAGACCAGCAGCAGGAUGCUAUUGUUAGCAUCAGUAUGCUAGCAGAGACAAGUGUUGUAACAGGGAUUAAUGAACUACCUUUUUUAAUUGUAAUACUUGGAUUGAGACUCAGUCAUGUCUCAGGUGGAGAAGAAGGCUGGGCUGCUGAGGAGGACGUCAUCCUCUAAGAAACCCUUGAAAGAGAAGGUGGUGCUGAUGUAUGAUGAGAUUUUUGCUAAAGAGGACCCGGCCAAGAACAACCCACGGUUCUGGGAUGAGCUGUUUCUUAUGAAGGUGAACCUGGAGUACCUGGAGACCAAGUUGGAGACUGUCGAUGGGGAGGAAGUUCAGAAGAUCCAGGAUAACAUCAACUCUCUGUUCCACCACUGUGUCCAGGCUCUGGGAGAAGAGCACCAGAUCAAAGUAGUCAAUGCCCUGCAGACCCUCUGUGCACUUUUUCGAGGGGUUCACCAGAAGAACAAGUCUGCGUCUGGCUUCGACAUCAUCAACAUGCUCAUGGGCUUCGACAAAGCUGAGCAGAGGAUGAAGGACCUGAUGGAGAGACUGGACAGCCUUCUUUGUGGAGAAGGCUCAGAGAGUCUGAAGAGCCUUUGUCUCAAACUGCUGCUGUGUCUGGUGACGGUAACGGACAAUAUUAGUCAGAACACUAUACUGGAAUAUGUGAUGAUCAACAGCAUCUUUGAAGCCAUUCUACAGAUUCUGUCAGAUGUGUCCAGUAGAGGGCAGCAUGGUUAUGACGCUGUGGUCCUCCUGGCCCUGCUGGUCAACUACAGGAAAUAUGAGUCUGUGAAUCCAUACAUCGUGAAGCUCUCCAUUGUAGACGAUGAGCCAACACUGGAUGGAAUGGGUAUGGUGGUCCACCACGCUCUGACAGAAUAUAACAGGCAGUACAAAGACAAGGAGGAGGAGAACCAGGGUGGGUUCUUCUCCACCCUCACUAGUAUGGUGGGCAGCAUGUUUAUAGCCGACGCAGAUGAGAAACUCUCUGUACAGACCAAUGAGGCGAUUCUGCUGGCUCUCUAUGAGGCUGUGCACCUCAACCGCAACUUCAUCACUGUAUUGGCACAGAGCCACCCUGAGAUGGACAUCCCAACCACACCCACCACCCCCACUCCAACCACACCCACUACUCCACUGGGCACAACACCGCCAUCCUUAGACAUGAUGAACAACCCAGAGCUGCCUCUGGAUCCCAACCUGCAGACCAGCAACCUUCUCAUCACCUUCCUCAAGUACGCCUCCAUUGUAAUGCAGGACACUAAAGAUGAGCAUCGACUCAACAGUGCCAGACUGUGCCUCAUCAUCCUCACCUGCAUAGCCGAGGAUCAGUACGCUGAUGCCUUUCUUCAUGAUGACAACAUGAACUUCAGAGUCAAUCUCCACAGAAUGCCGAUGAGGCACAGAAAAAAAGCAGUGGACAAGAACAUCCCUUCACGCCCGCUGGUGUGUGCAGUUCUAGAUCUGAUGGUGGAGUUUAUUGUCACUCAUAUGAUGAAGGAUUUCCCAAUGGAUUUAUACUUGCGCUGUGUGCAGAUCAUCCACAAACUCCUGUGCUACCAGAAGAAGUGCAGAAUCCGAUUACACUACACCUGGAGAGAGCUCUGGUCAGCGCUCAUCAACCUGCUGAAGUUCCUCCUGUCCAAUGAGACGACGCUGCUGGCCAAGCACAACAUCUUCCAUCUGGCUUUACUGGUGGUGAACCUGUUCAACAUGUUUAUAACGUACGGCGACACGUUCCUGCCCACCUCCAACAGCUACGACGAGCUGUACUAUGAAAUCGUACGAAUGCACCAGGUGUUCGACAACCUCUACUGUAUGGUUCUGAGAGUAUCAACCAACACGGGCCAGUGGAAAGAGCCAGCCAGCAAAGUCACGCAUGCCCUUGUCAACGUUCGGGCCAUCGUAAACCAUUUUAAUCCCAAGAUUGAGUCGUAUGCUUCUGUGAACCACAUUUCCCAGCUCUCAGAAGAACAGGUGUUGGAGGUGGUUCGGUCCAACUACGACACACUGACGCUCAAACUGCAGGAUGGUUUAGACCAGUUUGAGAGAUACUCGGAGCAGCCCAAAGAGGCCGCCUUCUUCAAGGAGCUGGUGCGCUCCAUCAGUCUGAAUGUGAGGAAGAACGUCUCUCUGAACACGCUGAGUCAGGACGUCCUGCUUAAAGAGUUCUCCACCAUCUCCUGAGACUCACACACACACACACACACACACACACACACACACACACACACACACACACACACACACACACACACACACACACACACACACACACACACAUCCAGCCUCCUUCCCCCUCCAGACAGACAUACCCAGUGCAUUUGUGUGCGCAUGGACAUGAACGCAUAUUUUCACAAACAAAACCAACAAGUACAAAUUGUUCUUUCCCUGAUUUGUCUCGAGCCCUCAUGUCACGAUGGAAACAAACACUAACAGGCUGGAGGCACCCUAAGGAAGGACCUGAACAUUUUCCGGACUCGUUGAUAUGUGUGUGAUCAUUUAAAGGAAGUGCCCGUAUUGCACUGUUCCCUGUGUGCAAACUGCAGUAUUGGCUGGACUGUUAAGUGACACAUGAGAGUUUGGAUUUAACAGAAGUAUUUUUAACCCAGGUGUUCAUCUCCAAAGGUUCUGAUAAUGUUGUAGGUAAUCCUGCUGUUUAAACGCAUAACAGUACAGAUUUAUGAUUGAUCUCUCCAGUAAUUAUUUCAGAGGACUUUGACUUUAAACUUUAUGUCAACCUGAGCCUCUUUCAGUUUGAACCCUGCUGUAAAUCCACUUUCAUUUGAUCAUAAACUCAUUCUUUUUGGCUGAUGAUGGUCGUGGGAAUGGUAUUGUAAAUCUCUACAUGUUCGAAACAAAUGUACAAGUAUUUUGAAUUUACUUGUUUGCGAAACGGUAGAACUUUGAGCUAUAGUUAUCUUGAGAAUGCUCUGGAGUGAUACAUUUUUUUUUAAUGUUGUGGCAAACCUUUUCCUUUUGAUCAAAGCCAUGACUAACAUUCACUACUGCACGCACACGAGUCACUGUCUCUUUCAGUUCAAUAAAUGUGUCUGAAUGUGUUGAGUUUGAAGGAAAACUGUUCAAUCAACGGUUAUGAUCCAUUGAAGUGAUUAUUGAUGGUAUGUCUUUAGCACAUUGAGUCAGUUUAGCCAGGAAACACAAGGAACUCUUAACAUUUGAAAUGGUUAUUAUUGACUGAAAGCAGAUCUUAAUUAUGCAAUUUUCUUCAAGUGUAGGGUCUUGUUUCUUUCAUCUCUUAACUCCUGUAGGUUUAUUUAUGUUUCUUUUUUAAAUAAAAGUUUGUUUCCUAAUACUCAA
Messenger RNA from Gymnodraco acuticeps, 3348 nucleotides. It is a transcript of the gene armh3, whose product is annotated as armadillo like helical domain containing 3. The record is from RefSeq and is a predicted model, not a curated record. The transcript is spliced from 26 exons. The coding region runs from base 145 to 2214 and encodes 689 amino acids. Gene Ontology annotation, biological process: regulation of Golgi organization. Lineage: Eukaryota; Metazoa; Chordata; Actinopteri; Perciformes; Bathydraconidae. Gene Ontology annotation, cellular component: cytosol.